Venustampulla echinocandica is the source of this 1437-nucleotide messenger RNA. Its product is annotated as CoaB-like protein. Gene Ontology annotation, biological process: coenzyme A biosynthetic process. NCBI's taxonomy places the organism in Eukaryota, Fungi, Ascomycota, Leotiomycetes, Helotiales, Pleuroascaceae. Gene Ontology annotation, molecular function: phosphopantothenate--cysteine ligase activity. The coding region runs from base 1 to 1437 and encodes 478 amino acids. Gene Ontology annotation, cellular component: cytoplasm; nucleus. The record is from RefSeq and is a predicted model, not a curated record. The transcript has a single exon.
AUGACUGACCAAGCCACAGCUACCCAGGCCUGCUUUGCCUGUGGAACAGGUUCACCCAACUCCCUCCUUUCCACCUCCCAGCCAUCAAAAUCGCCCUCAGUAUCCAGUUCCACAUUCUCCCUGUCCUUCAAGCUCCCCGACUCAAGGCCCUCUUCGCCCUCCCCCUCCGUCUUUUCAAACUCCUCCGACAGAACAAUGUCAAGCUCUAGCUCUCGACCAGACCGGACGCCGGCUGAGGCUGAACGAGAUUACUUCUCUGAGAACCCAGCUCCGGCCAACCUCGAAAAAUAUGCCGCCCAGGCUAAAGAGUUCAUUGACUUCCACGCGGCGGCCGGCCGUCGAGUCGUCUUGGUAACUUCUGGCGGUACCACAGUCCCUCUUGAACGGCAGACAGUCAGAUUUAUAGACAACUUCAGCGCCGGCACGAGGGGCGCGACCUCUGCAGAAUAUUUCCUUGAAAACGAUUAUGCAGUUAUAUUCCUCCAUCGGCAGUUCAGUCUGCUCCCAUACUCUCGCCACUAUAGCCAUGCAACGAACUGCUUCCUGGACUUCCUCAGCGAAGGCUCCGAUGGCAGCGUAAUCGCCAACGAAGAAUACCGCGAGAAGAUGCUCACAGUCCUCCGAAAAUACAACUCCGCCAAAAAGGAGAAUCGUCUCCUCACCCUACCAUUUACCACAAUUAACGACUACCUAUUCGUCCUCCGAGCCGUCGCGCACGACAUGCGUCCUCUCGGCCCAAAUGGACUCCUCUACCUCGCUGCGGCAGUAUCGGAUUUCUUCGUUCCCCCCGAACGCAUGGUAGAGCACAAAAUUCAAUCCACAAACGCAACCGAUCUCAAUCGGACAGCCGCCAAAGAUCCAGCCGACGACGAAGAAGUGUUUGAUAAUUUCGAUUCCUCACCCGCCGUACCGCGAAACAAGCGCCUGAUCAUCGAUCUCGACCCCGUCCCGAAGUUCCUGAAGAACCUCGUUGACGGAUGGGCGCCAGAGGGGAUGAUCGUGUCCUUCAAGCUGGAGACAGACCCCCACAUCCUGAUACAGAAAGCGCAGUACUCACUCGAUCGGUAUCAGCACCACCUCGUUAUUGGCAAUCUGCUCUCGACGCGGAAAUGGGAGGUCGUUUUCGUUGCCCCCGGCCAACCCGGGCGAUGGAUCCGCGUGCCCAGAAACAGGAGGAAGAAGAGCAUUGGCGGGAAUGAGAGGCUGGUUGGUGUUGCGGCCGAAGGUACAGAGACUAUCGAGCGGCCGCUUGAUCCCAAGGAUUUGCCUGAUGGCGAGCCCGAGGUGGAAAUCGAGAGCCUCAUCAUUCCCGCGGUUGAGGCGAUGCAUACGAGCCAUAUCAAGAAGAACCAAGAAUCGCUUAAGAGUUUACCACGAGAUGCUUCUCUGCCACCGGACCAAGCGGCCUUGUUGCAGGAAGCUGUUGCUAGUGGAUGA